Messenger RNA from Colletotrichum godetiae, 1155 nucleotides. RefSeq lists its product as uncharacterized. Lineage: Eukaryota; Fungi; Ascomycota; Sordariomycetes; Glomerellales; Glomerellaceae. The record is from RefSeq and is a predicted model, not a curated record. The annotation marks the transcript as partial. The transcript has a single exon.
CAUGUUAUCCACGGCCUCAACGUUCAAGACAUCGAGCAGCAAUGCAUAGAUACCUACGAGUACCUGGUUCACGGCUACACCCCACAGGAGACCGAAAUCUGGAUGUUUGGUGUUUCAAAAGGAGCCUUUGUCGUUCGAUCAGUUGCGGGAAUGAUCAACAACUGUGGGAUCGUGAAACCAGUCUAUGGUCUGGAUGGGGAUGUUGACGUCCACAAAACACACCAACUGUGCCAGGAGGUCUAUCGCAUCUACCGAUGCCCGUCAGAAGCCAACACCCCAAAGUCAGCACAAUCACGCACCUUUAGAAGGAAGCACAGCUGGGCCUUGAUCGGAGAUGGGGACGUCGUUGAACCGCCAAUUCGCUUUAUGGGAAUCUUCGACACGGUUGGGGAACACGGCAUCCCGGAGUUCGCGGGCGCGGUCGGCAUCGACUGGCCCAAAUUUCACGACCAGCAUGUUUCAAGCGUCGUAUCCGAAGUGUACCACGCCGUCUCAUUACACGACCGCCUCUACGCUUACCAGCCGUGUCUGAUAUCCCGCGACACAGAGUCCGGGCCGUCGUACGGCAUCACUGAGCGUUGGUUCCCGGGAACACACUACGAUGUCUGUCGACAGAGCUUCAAGAUUGUAAGAGGCGUGUUGCCGCAGCGAAUCGAGAGAAUUCUUCCAGCGUGGGCUUGGUCUAGCAAGACGAUCAAGCCGAAUGAGGUACUAAGUGACCUUGUCCUCAAGUGGAUGCUGGAGUGCAUCGACGCGCAUGAUCCCUCAGGACUCGUUAUACCGAAGAACGCCCUUUACGACGAGCUUGACAGACUCAAAAGUAGCAUCCUGGAAGGACAAAACAUCGGCGAUGGCGAUGUGUACAACCAUAUUCUGCAGUUCACACCUUUUGGGCGGUAUUUUGACCUGGCGUUGUCGACGGCUUUUGGGAAGUGGCAAGACAACCAGCUUUACAAGAUGCUGUUCGCCUGCAGACCUCGUCUUAUUCCUGAGUUCAAUGCGUCGGUGUACAACUACAGAGGCCCCGAUCCUAAUCUGGAUGGCAGAAUUAUCCAGAAGCUAGCCAAUCUCCCAUCCAGUUCAACGUCAUCCGAGAAGCAAGCUGAAACGAGAUACCCUUCAACAUCAUACGAUGGAUGGCUCUUGAGGCGAUAG